AUGUGUCGCAUACGUUUCAGGCAAAUAAAGAUUCCGUUGUUCCACUCCCCUUUUCUUCUCUGGUGUUCCGUGCCUUACUGGCAGCGCAGCCUUGGGCCGAGCCUAACCGCACACGGAGUGGGCUUUGUGGGAGUUUCUUCUCCUGCCUUCAAGAAACGAGAGGGCAAGGAGAUGACAGAGGAGAAAGCAGAACAGGAAAGGAGGAGUGGAGAACCGUUAGAAAUGAGAGAGGAGGGAGAGGGGUUAGGGGAAGUAGGGAAGGGAGAAGGGAUUGGGGAAGGCGAAGGGGAAGGGGAGCGAGGGGAGGCGAAGGAGGGAGGGGAGAUUGACCAGGGAAAGGGGAGAAAGCGAAGGAGGAUCAUUCGCUUGAGUGAAGGAAAUGAAGAGGAGAACGAAGGGGGGGAUACAAACGAUGACGAAGAGGAGGGGUGGGGAGAAGAGGAGGAGGGGUGGGGAGAAGAGGAGGAGGGACGUCAUCGCAGGGAAUGCUUUGAAGCCAUUAAGAAGUGCCUGGAAGCUUGUGACGGGGCAGAGGGGACGAAGGGGGCGGAGGGGGCGGAGGGGGCGGAAGAGGCGGAUGAUGCAGAAGGGACGAAGGGGCUGGAGGAGCAAGGUGGCAGCAGCCUGAGCAGCAUGGGUGACGAGCAGCCGCAAGAGACACACAAGCUUAUAGUCUUUAACCUGUUUGCCCUUGUAAGGCCUCCCCACCAGUUCCCUUCGCUCUUUGCUCGCAGCCACCCGUCCCUUUUCCGCCGGUUGCAACGAGCAGUUAGCCCACACGAGGUGAGUGUGAAGGUGGCUUUUGAGUCGACUCAAAAGUUGCUUCGCUCUUUGCCGCAGCCACCCGUCCCUUUUCCGCCGGUUGCAGCAAGCACUAUCAUGGGCGGAGGUGUCAGAAUGGAUGUGGCCGCUGCUCUUCCCCUGCCACCGGUGGGCACGGUGGAGGGAAGCUUCUCUGUGCCUUCCUCCCUGCGCUCUCCUGGUUUGUCCUCCUCCCACAUCCUUCAGGAUGCCUUUAGAACUUCAUGUUCAUGCCACCCCUCCCCCUCCCCCCUCCUCUCCCCUCCCCCCUCCCCUCCCCGCUCCUCCUCCCCCCUCUCCCCCUCCCCCACCACUUCCCCCUCCCCUCCCCGCGCCCUCCCCUCCUGUCUCGUUUUCCUGAUGCAGUGCAGGUUCCAGUAUGCAGCGACUUUUGAGGCGCCGCAAAAGACUUCUGAGGGGCCUCAAAAGUCACCUGUGCAGUGCAGGGUCCGCAUUAUACCUUCUGAUGCAGUCACUGUCUCUCGUCUUUCCCUGCCCUCCUUUUUUCUCACCUUCGCUCUUUCCCUCGUUCCCUCCUUCCCUCCUUCCCUCCUGAUGCCCUCAUCCUAUCAGCUGCUCUUCCAGUACUUCCUCCCUCCUCAUUGCCAGCGAAAUGUGCUGCUCUACCAGUACUUCCACCCUCCUCGCGUGCUGGGCGUACCGCGUAGCCAGAACAAUGUGUUCUAUGUGGGCUUCAGUUCCAUGGGCAGCAUGGGUCUUCUCCCCCGCCCUGCGUUGCUCCUCGCCACCAUCAUUGCCGCAGCUGAAGCCCUCAACCUGCGAGCCGUGGUCGUGACAAGUGGCGACAGCGCAUUGGAGGAGGCAGUCGCUGCAGUGUGCAGGGACGAAAAGCAGCACGUGCAGGAGCAAGAGGAGGAGUGGCGAAAAAGAGCAGCAGAUUUGGUUGCAAGGGGCAGAGGCGAAAUGCUGUCAGUGGAUGAGAAACGGUGGCUGUUGUCCCAGCGACCAUCCCAACCAGCACCACCCCAAUUGUCAACCUCACCGCUCUUGCCUCUCGGCCUUCCCAGGAUGUUUGCGGGUGGGAUGGUCCUUGCCCUUCGGGGCCCUGUCUCUCACGAGUGGCUCUUCCCCCGCUGCUGCUUUGUGCUGCACCAUGCCGGCAG
Molecule: messenger RNA, 1925 nt
Organism: Closterium sp. NIES-65
Lineage: Eukaryota; Viridiplantae; Streptophyta; Zygnematophyceae; Desmidiales; Closteriaceae
Source: the annotation of a GenBank genome assembly